Molecule: messenger RNA, 2245 nt
Organism: Physcomitrium patens
Lineage: Eukaryota; Viridiplantae; Streptophyta; Bryopsida; Funariales; Funariaceae
Product: S-adenosylmethionine decarboxylase proenzyme
Biological process (GO): spermidine biosynthetic process; spermine biosynthetic process
Cellular component (GO): cytosol
Molecular function (GO): adenosylmethionine decarboxylase activity
Source: RefSeq, a predicted model, not a curated record
UUUCGGCUUCGGGUGCCGCAAACCUGACCCGCCCCGGACUAUAAAACACCCGGCGUCGCCACCUCUUAGAAAACUCCUCUGCUCUCCUGGGAGUAAGCUUUUGUUUUUCGUUUGCUGGAGCUUCGUUAGACUUGCAUUUGCUGUGUGUGCCUUGGACACGCCUUCCAGUCUUUCUGACCAUUCAACUCGCGAUCAGCGCAGUUGCGGUCUCGUUUGGUAGAGCGCGUCGGUGCAUUUAUGAGACUACUUACUUGCUGUCUCCAUUGCUAGUAUUGCAUUGUCGAGGCCGUUCUGGAGAGAAUUUUUUUAGUGGUGCUACCUUUGUUAUAGUAGGGGUGUUCUUUACCUACUCGGAGACGGUGGAGGUGCUGUCGAAGCUGCGCUGAUAUAGGCGCGAGAUUGCGUUUUCAGAGAUUUUCCACGUUCGUCAAGACGACGAAGUUUGAGUUAUCCGCAUGUUAUAAUGGAGACGAAAGGUGGUAACAAAUCGAAGAAGAGUUCAAUACAGUACGAAAGCCCCCUUGGAUACGUGAUUGAGGACGUGCGACCCCACGGAGGUAGCGAGAAGUUCCGCACUGCCGCAUACUCGAACUGCGUCCGCAAGCCAUCCUGAUAUUUGCUAAAGGGGUAUCGAAAAAAUUAGUAGUGUAGUUUCAGUGUUCUUUUCCAAUUCUUAGGAGCUGGUCUGUUCUUCUGCUUUCUUUUUCCUUCUGGAACGGCAGGUCAGCUCCUGGCUCGAGAAAACUAUUUCGCUGCCUUUCUUUCUCUUUUCAUCCCUGCAACACAUUCCUUGCAAACUAUCGCUUCACAUCCUAGAAAAUGGGUGUCUCCUUCCAAAAUGACACGGGCGCGGUUGCUGGAUCCGUGGCUAGUCCAGGGUUUGAAGGGUUUGAGAAGAGACUUGACAUCGAGUUUCACAUUCCUCCCAUCUUCAGUGACCCUGCAGGACAGGGCUUGCGGGCUAUUCCACGCACUGAGCUCGACCAAAUGCUGCGAGCAGCAGAGUGCACAAUUGUUUCACACAUGAGUAACGCGGAGCUUGACUCUUACGUACUCUCGGAGUCGAGUCUUUUUGUGUACCCUCAUCGUCUUGUUAUCAAGACCUGCGGAACCACUCAACUCCUCCGCGCUAUUCCUAUCCUAUUACAGGUAACUUCCCGACUGAAUUUAAGGGUCAGCCGCGUGAAAUAUACCAGAGGAACUUUCAUGUUUCCAGCUGUCCAACCAUAUCCCCACGGCAGUUUUACUGAGGAGGUGCGUUAUCUUGAGGAAUAUUUUGGGAGUUUGGGCGAUGGAGGGAAGGCAUUUGUCAUGGGCAGUAAGGGUAAGUUUCCUAAUUGGCACAUUUACACCGCAGCUGAUCAUGGAGCUACUGCUGAACCUACCUACACUCUUGAAAUGUGUAUGACUAAGCUUGACAGGCAGGCAGCGGGAAACUUUGUUAAGGCCCCUGGUUUGGAGACUGGACCCGAAAUGACGAAGGUUGCCAAUAUUGACAACAUUCUACCUGAAUCGCGCAUUUGCGACUUUGCCUUCGACCCAUGUGGGUAUUCUAUGAAUGGAAUUGAAGGAGCAGCACAUUCCACAAUUCAUGUUACCCCUGAGGAUGGUUUAAGCUACGCCAGUUACGAGGCUAUGGGAUACAACCCGCGGCGUGUGGAUCUGCCAAUGCUUGUGGAGAGGGUUGUAGCAUCGUUCAAACCCGCCGUUCUUGCUAUGUCCGUGCAUGUGUCCGACGCAAAUAAAGCGACACACACCUCCGGAUCAUGGGAUGAAUCACUAUGUCCGAAAGGUUACAUAUGUGAUGGCAGUAGCCGUCAGGAACUGCCUUGCGGCGGCAUUGUAGUGUUUCACACGUUCAAAGAAAUUACCUUCUCCACUGUUAAAGAAGUGAGUAUGUUUGCUGAACCUUUGCCACUAUUUCGAGGUGCAGCCGGCGUCAGCAAGGGGUGCAAAAAGGUGGCUGUCAAGAAAAACAAAGUAAACAGAGGUUGAAAUGUGACAAACAUACCGGUACAUUAUACCAACGAUGGAGAGUAGUAUAUGGAGGAUGUAUAGGAUGCAGACGCUGCAAUUAUGCUACUGAAUCCAUAGUGAAUGUAUUCAGGAGUAGAAAUGGGAAUAAUACAUUUCGGCGUGCAGAGUUUUUCAGCUUUUUGGUCGACAAAGGGGUGUAUUUGGAUAGAGUUUUGCCUCGUAAUUAAACUACCUACUUAUGUAAUAAAUCUGGUUACAUACGAUUAUA